UCACGGAUCGUUCGUGCGGUCAGUGCUCUGCAGGGAAGCCCCUUCCCCUCCGAACCUGAGUCCCUCUAAGCGCCAGGCCCUGCCCCCUCCCAGCUGUGGAAACUGCAGGGUGACCUGAAACCAACAGAGCCAUGGCGACUCCCUCUGCUGCCUUUGAGGCCCUUAUGAAUGGAGUCACAAGUUGGGAUCUCCCUGAAGAUGCCGUCCCAUGUGAACUGCUGCUUAUUGGAGAGGCCUCCUUUCCCGUGAUGGUGAAUGACAUGGGCCAGGUCCUCAUUGCUGCCUCCUCCUAUGGUCGAGGCCGCCUCGUGGUCCUGUCCCAUGAGGACUACUUGGUGGAAGCCCAGCUCACCCCCUUUCUCCUCAACGCUGUGGGGUGGCUUUGCUCUUCCCCUGGGUCUCCCGUUGGUGUGCACCCAUCACUGGCACCUUUGCUCAAAAUCCUCGAGGGCUCUGGAGUGGAGGCAAAGAUUGAGCCAGAGGUGAAUGACUCCCUGGGAGUUUACUGUAUCGAUGCCUACAACGAAACCAUGACUGAAAAGCUGGUCCAGUUCAUGAAGAGAGGAGGGGGCUUGCUCAUGGGAGGCCAAGCCUGGGAUUGGGCCAACCAGGGCGAUGAUGAAAGGGUUCUGUUCACGUUCCCUGGGAACCUGGUGACCAGCGUGGCUGGGGUAUACUUCACUGACAAUAAAGGGGACACAAGUUUCUUUAAAGUCUCCAAGAAGAUGCCCAAGAUCCCAGUCUUAGUGAGUUGUGAAGAUGACCUCUCCGAGGACAGAGACGAGCUCCUGCAUGGGAUUUCAGAGCUGGACAUCAGCAACUCCGACUGCUUCCCAUCCCAGCUGCUAGUGCACGGGGCCUUAGCCUUUCCCCUGGGGUUAGAUUCCUACCAUGGCUGUGUGAUAGCAGCUGCCCGCUAUGGCCGGGGCCGGGUGGUUGUGACUGGCCAUAAGGUGUUAUUCACAGUGGGGAAACUGGGCCCCUUUCUGCUCAAUGCUGUCCGCUGGCUGGAUGGGGGCCGCAGAGGCAAGAUCGUGGUGCAGACAGAGCUGAGAACGCUGAGCGGCCUGCUUGCAGUGGGGGGCAUAGACACCAGCAUUGAGCCCAAUCUCACCAGUGACGCGAGUGUCUAUUGCUUUGAGCCUGUGAGUGAAGUGGGGGUCAAGGAGCUGCAGGAGUUUGUAGCAGAGGGCGGCGGGCUGUUUGUUGGAGCCCAAGCCUGGUGGUGGGCCUUCAAGAACCCAGGGGUGUCCCCUUUGGCUCGAUUCCCUGGAAACCUCCUCCUCAACCCCUUUGGCAUCAGCAUCACAAGCCAAAGCCUCAAUCCAGGGCCCUUCCGUACCCCUAAAGCAGGGAUAAGGACCUAUCACUUCCGUUCCACCCUGGCUGAGUUCCAGGUUAUAAUGGGCAGAAAGAGAGGGAAUGUGGAGAAGGGCUGGCUGGCCAAGCUGGGCCCAGACGGUGCAGCCUUCCUCCAGAUCCCUGCAGAAGAGAUCCCUGCCUACAUGUCCGUGCACCGACUCCUGAGGAAGCUGCUCAGUCGCUAUCGGCUCCCCGUAGCCACCCGAGAGAACCCCGUUAUCAAUGACUGCUGCAGGGGGGCCAUGCUUUCCCUGGCCACUGGCCUGGCCCACUCUGGAAGCGACCUCUCUCUGUUAGUCCCGGAAAUUGAAGACAUGUACAGCAGCCCCUAUCUGCGCCCUUCCGAGUCUCCCAUCACCGUGGAGGUCAACUGUACCAAUCCAGGCACCCGAUACUGCUGGAUGAGCACCGGGCUUUACAUACCUGGAAGGCAAAUCAUAGAAGUCUCAUUGCCGGAAUCUGCUGCCUCUGCAGAUCUGAAGAUCCAGAUUGGCUGCCACACGGAUGACCUGACCAGGGCCAGCAAGCUGUUCCGAGGCCCCCUGGUGAUUAACCGGUGCUGCUUGGACAAACCCACAAAGUCUAUCACCUGCCUCUGGGGUGGCCUCCUCUAUAUCAUUGUGCCUCAGAGCAGCAAACUGGGUUCUGUGCCCAUCACCGUUAAGGGAGCUGUGCAUGCUCCCUACUACAAGCUGGGGGAGACAUCCCAGGAGGAGUGGAAGAGGCGUAUCCAGGAGAAUCCAGGUCCCUGGGGAGAGCUGGCCACAGACAACAUUAUCCUGACGGUGCCAACUGCAAAUCUACGUGCUCUGGAGAACCCUGAGCCACUGCUCCGCCUCUGGGAUGAGGUGAUGCAGGCGGUGGCACGACUGGGAGCCGAACCCUUCCCCUUACGUCUGCCUCAGAGGAUUGUCGCUGACGUGCAGAUCUCAGUUGGCUGGAUGCAUGCUGGGUACCCCAUCAUGUGCCAUCUGGAGUCCGUGCAGGAGCUCAUCAAUGAGAAGCUCAUCAGAACCAAGGGGCUGUGGGGCCCCGUGCACGAGCUGGGCCGCAACCAGCAGCGGCAGGAGUGGGAGUUCCCACCGCACACCACUGAGGCCACCUGCAACCUGUGGUGUGUUUAUGUGCAUGAAACAGUCCUGGGCAUUCCUCGAGGCCGUGCCAAUAUUGCCCUGUGGCCCCCAGUUCGGGAGAAGCGUGUCCGAAUCUACCUGGGCAAGGGACCCAAUGUGAAAAACUGGAAUGCAUGGACCGCAUUGGAGACGUAUUUACAGCUCCAGGAAGCCUUUGGCUGGGAGCCAUUCAUCCGUCUCUUCACAGAGUACAGGAACCAGACCAACCUGCCCACAGACAAUGUCGACAAAAUGAAUCUCUGGGUCAAGAUGUUCUCCCACCAAGUGCAGAAGAACCUGGCUCCAUUCUUUGAGGCCUGGGCCUGGCCCAUCCAGAAGGAAGUGGCUACCAGCCUGGCCUAUCUGCCUGAAUGGAAGGAAAAUAUUAUGAAAUUAUACCUCCUCACACAGAUGCCCCACUGAAAUUGAAGUCAAGAGACGGGAAGAAAGAACCGGCACAUCUCGGCAAAGACAAAGGCAUUUGGUGAUACGUGAAGAUGAUCUCAACACCUUUCUGGAAGAGAAAAAGUGGAAGCAGCUUGAUGAGAGCGAAGGUACCUUUCAGACAGAAUAGAAGCUGAUCUGAGCAACAUGACCCCAAAGAGACUCGAGCAUCAAAGGAGUCCCUCAACUAAAGAACUGUACCCGCUGUAUAACUGACCCCCCUCCCCACCCCCACCCCCUAUCCCCCAGCCCCGUGCACAGAACACAGGCGCCUGCUGUCAGUGCCAGUUAAAGAUUCCUUGUUGUUGUUGUUGUCAUUGUUGUUUGUAUAAAGAAAUUGAAUAAACUGCCUGAGGAGAGGUAA
Marmota flaviventris (yellow-bellied marmot) is the source of this 3282-nucleotide messenger RNA. RefSeq names its product TRPM8 channel associated factor 1 (gene Tcaf1). Gene Ontology annotation, molecular function: transmembrane transporter binding. NCBI's taxonomy places the organism in Eukaryota, Metazoa, Chordata, Mammalia, Rodentia, Sciuridae. The record is from RefSeq and is a predicted model, not a curated record. Gene Ontology annotation, cellular component: plasma membrane. Gene Ontology annotation, biological process: positive regulation of anion channel activity; positive regulation of protein targeting to membrane.